Mesoplodon densirostris (Blainville's beaked whale) is the source of this 2007-nucleotide messenger RNA. RefSeq names its product eukaryotic translation elongation factor 1 delta (gene EEF1D). Lineage: Eukaryota; Metazoa; Chordata; Mammalia; Artiodactyla; Ziphiidae. The record is from RefSeq and is a predicted model, not a curated record. Bases 19 to 1950 code for a protein of 643 amino acids. The transcript is spliced from 8 exons. Gene Ontology annotation, molecular function: translation elongation factor activity; guanyl-nucleotide exchange factor activity. Gene Ontology annotation, cellular component: eukaryotic translation elongation factor 1 complex; cytosol. Gene Ontology annotation, biological process: translational elongation.
UUUAACGCUGCGUGGAAGAUGAGGAGCGGGAAGGCCUCCUGUGCCCUGGAGACGGUCUGGGAGGACAAGCAGAAGUAUGGGGAAGCCGAGCGGCGCUUCUACGAGCACGAGGCCAUGAGAGCCGCCGCCCAGCAGCCUCCGGCCGAGGCACUGGCAGUGAACGGGCCGGGCCGGGAGGAUGAGGCCGAGGAGGCGGACGCCCCCAACGGCAACGGCAGCAGCGAGGCGGGGAAGAGCCACAACGGGAAGAAGCCGUUGCAGAAGCCGAGGAUGCGCUCCCCGAAGGGCUGGCUCAGCCAGGCGGACCUGGCCCUCGUGGGCCUCUCAGCCGACCACGUUUGGCUGGACAAGCCGCUUUUCGACCAGGCGGAGAGCUCAUACCGCCAGAGGCUGGCAGAUGCAGCCGCCCAGGCAGCCCGGCCCCCCGCCCUGGCCCCUGGGGCCCUCUGCGCCCACGGAAGCCAGGUGGCCUGCCACCACGUGACCUGGGGCGUCUGGGUCAACAAGUCUUCCUUUGACCAGGCUGAGCGGGUGUUCGUGGAGUGGUCUCAGGCCUUGCUGCUGGCCGCGGAGGGGAGCGGCGGGCAGGGGGCUCCUGACACGGGCCAGUGGGCGGCCGCCCCCGACUUGCGCCUCAUCCGCCAGCCCAGCCCAACAGCCAACGGCCAGCCCCCGCUGGGCAGCCUGCAGGCGCUGGUGCGGGAGGUGUGGCUGGAGAAGCCCCGCUACGACGCGGCCGAGAGGGUCUUCUAUGAGGCCCUGUUUGACGGCCACCCCGCUGGGAAAGGGCGCCUUCAGGAGCGAGCCGGUCAGGCUGAGGUCGCCCGGCGCGGCCGCAGAGACCGGCGGGGCCGCAGCGCCAUGGGAAGCCGGCGGCUCGGGCCGCGGCGGGUGGACGGGGAGGCCCCCUCUGCCCUGCCCUACCGGUACUUCCUGCACAAGGACGCCGAGGCCCCCUGGCUCAGCAAGCCGGCCUACGACAGCGCAGAGUGCCGCCACCACGCCGCCGAGGCCCUGCGCAUGGCCUGGCGCCUCGAAGCUCCGUCCCUGGUUCACCGACGCAGCGCCCGGUCUGGCCCUUCCAUGUCCAGCCUGAGACCCAAAAAAAUGGCCACAAACUUUCUAGUGCACGAGAAGAUCUGGUUUGACAAGUUCAAAUAUGACGACGCAGAAAGGAAAUUCUACGAGCAGAUGAACGGGCCUGUGGCCGGCGGCUCACGCCAGGAGGAUGGCGCCAGCGUGAUCCUCCGUGACAUCGCGAGAGCCAGAGAAAACAUCCAGAAGUCCCUGGCCGGAAGCUCAGGCCCUGGGGCGUCCAGCGGGCCCAGUGGAGACCACAGUGAGCUGGUCAUCCGGAUUGCCAGCCUGGAAGUGGAGAACCAGAGCCUGCGAGGGGUGGUGCAGGAUCUGCAGCAGGCUGUCUCCCAGCUGGAGGCCCGGCUGAGCACGCUAGAGAAGAGCUCGCCCGCCCACCGGGCCACAGCUCCGCAGACCCAGCACGUGUCUCCCAUGCGCCAAGUGGAGCCCCCCACCAGGAAGGUGGCCACCGCCACAGAGGACGACGAGGACGACGACAUUGACCUCUUCGGCAGCGACGAGGAGGCGGACGAGGAGGCGGCCCGGCUGCGGGAGGAGCGGCUGCGGCAGUACGCCGAGAAGAAGGCCGCCAAGCCCGCCCUGGUGGCCAAGUCCUCCAUCCUCCUGGACGUCAAGCCUUGGGAUGACGAGACGGACAUGGCCCAGCUGGAGGCCUGCGUGCGCUCCAUCCAGCUGGAUGGGCUGACCUGGGGGGGCUCCAAGCUGGUGCCCGUGGGCUACGGCAUCCACAAGCUGCAGAUCCAGUGUGUAGUGGAGGACGACAAGGUGGGCACGGACCUGCUGGAAGAGGAGAUCACCAAGUUUGAGGAGCACGUGCAGAGCGUUGACAUUGCUGCUUUCAACAAGAUCUGAGCCCUGGCACUGGCCUGAGCGUGUCAAGCUUUGCAGCCAAUAAAGACUGAGAUUCCA